AUGAAUGGUAGGCUAAUAGGUCUCUUCGAAUAUAUUGAAAUCACCCGCUCGGGCAUUUGUGGAACGGAUGAGCGCUUUUUGAAGACAACCCAGGUUCUCGGUCGUGAGAGUGUUGGCAUUACCAGACCUAUGGGUUCAAACGUGACCACAGUCAAGGUUGGCGAUUGUGUUGGGUUUGGAUAUGUGCGCAAGGUCUGCGGCGCCUGUGGCUGGGAUCAAUACUGCCGGAGUGCUAGUAUUUACGGUGAAUGUGGCUUUGAUGUCGGCACCUUCGGCCAUGGUAUAGUCUGGGAUGCCCGGGCAGUUGAUGUGUUAAGCUUCAGAAUUGGCAUAUAUUAG
Penicillium robsamsonii is the source of this 339-nucleotide messenger RNA. RefSeq names its product Alcohol dehydrogenase superfamily zinc-type. The coding region runs from base 1 to 339 and encodes 112 amino acids. Lineage: Eukaryota; Fungi; Ascomycota; Eurotiomycetes; Eurotiales; Aspergillaceae. The record is from RefSeq and is a predicted model, not a curated record. The transcript has 2 exons.